AUCUAAGAUAUUUCUAAAAUUGAAUGUUUUGAAAAAUUUUAAAGAAUGACGCAGGAAGCGAAUAGUGAAAAGACGAAUUAUCCAGAAUUUCCAGUAAAAGACAAAUUUUAUGGCGAAAAAAAUCCUUUUGAGGAUGAAUCGGAGGGGGUUAAGUAUAGAACUAUGUCAUGGAUGCAUACAGGGGUAUUGAUGACAGCCGAAACAAUUUCCCUUGGUGUUUUAUCACUUCCAUCUAUGUAUGCAACUCUUGGAAUUAACCUUGGUCUUUUUUUUGUUAUAUUACUUGGUAUUGUGGCAACAUAUACGGGCUAUGUUCUUGGUCAAUUUAAAGCGAGAUAUCCUUUUGUUUAUAAUAUGUCCGAUGUUGCAUAUAUAAUGUGUGGACCUAUAGGACGUAAAUUCAUUGGGGUUUGCCAAAUUGUUUUUUUAAUUUCGGCUAUGGGAUCUCAUGUUCUUACUGGUGGGAUUGUAUUUAAUACGAUUACUAAUCAUGCUACUUGCACUAUUAUUUUUACUUUUCUGACAGCAAUUAUAUGUAUGCUUUUUAGUCUUCCUCGUACUUUUAAAUUUGUUUCUUAUUACUCUAUUGCAUCAUUUGCAAGUAUUAUGAUCUCAGUAUAUCUUAUUAUAUUUGCUGUUUCUAUUGGGAAACGUCCUGCUGAUAUCACUUUCGGAAUUCCAAAAGAUACUACUUUUUUUAGGGCCUUUAGUAGUAUUACAAAUAUUAUAUUUGCAUAUGGUGGUCAUGUUAUUUUCUUCAGUUUAAUAUCGGAAAUGAAGAAUCCAUCAGAUUAUGUAAAAUCAUUAUUUAUGCUUCAAGUAUGUGAUAUAUUUGUUUAUCUAUCUGUUGUCAUUAUAUAUAUUUAUGUUGGUGACAAAGAAUUUAAGAGACUAAGUUAUGUUACAGCGUUAAGUGCAGCUUCUCCUCUUAUUAGGAAAAUCGCAUAUGGUAUUUCUAUUCCUACUGUUAUUAUUUCUGGAUCUAUUAGUGGACAUGUUUCAGCAAAAUAUAUCAUGGUUUAUAUUAGUAAAUGGUGUAAAGAUUUGUUAUACAUGAGAAACUAUAAAUUUACUCUUAUUUGGCUUUCUGUCUGUUCUACUGUUUGGCUAAUAUCAUGGUUUAUUGCGGAAAUUGUUCCUAUUUAUAAUGAUCUUCUUGGUCUCAUCGGAAGUUUAUUUAUAUCUUGGUUUACUUAUGGCACAGGAGGUAUAUUUUGGCUUUAUCUUGAAAAAGGAAGAUAUUUUGUUUCUAAGAAAAGUACAUUUUUGUUCGUCGUAAACACAUUGAUAGUCGUCUUAAGCUUUUUUACCAUGUGUAUGGGUGUAUAUUCUAAUGCUGUCGCUAUUCAUAACAAUCGUGUAAUAAAAGGUGUUUUUUCAUGUGUCGAGUAAAUUUUUAUUUUUUUGUUUAUCUAUAUAUCUAUCUGUCUG
Messenger RNA from Pneumocystis carinii B80, 1431 nucleotides. RefSeq lists its product as hypothetical. NCBI's taxonomy places the organism in Eukaryota, Fungi, Ascomycota, Pneumocystomycetes, Pneumocystales, Pneumocystaceae. Gene Ontology annotation, cellular component: vacuolar membrane. The transcript has a single exon. Gene Ontology annotation, biological process: amino acid transmembrane transport. Gene Ontology annotation, molecular function: amino acid transmembrane transporter activity. The coding region runs from base 46 to 1392 and encodes 448 amino acids. The record is from RefSeq and is a predicted model, not a curated record.